AUCUCCCCUAAUGCGGAAAUAGAAAAGGGGGAUUCCUGGUGCAGGUCAGCUUGGCGCUGUCGCUUUGACAGACAACCACAUCAGAAGAAUGUCACAACUACCGAUGGGAAAUUAAUUUAAUCAGAUUUGAAUAGAAAUACAACCUGGAAGUGGUGUUAGUUGCGGAAAAUACGCUUUGGUCUGCCACAGUCAACCCAGAGCGAAAUUAGCGAACACCAACUAGCUCUUACGUAUACAGAUAAAAGGAGGAGCAUGGUACAGCCCCAGACAGACACCUGGGAUAUGGCCGGGGACGAGGGAGGCGGGGCUCUCCGGGUUCCACCUGAGCUGGCAGCCAAUGAGGUGGUGACCAGACUACUGGGAGACAACCAGCAGCUCCGAGAGGCGCUGCAGCGCAGCAACCAGGCCCUGCGUCAGCGCUGCGAGGAGAUGGAGAAAUGGCAGCGAAGGUCUAGAGAAGAGAGAGACUUCCUCAGCUGUCGUUUCCAGGAGGCCCGGGCGCUAGUGGAGAGACUGGCCAGGGAGAACCAUAGCCUCACCAGCCUGGCCAGCCCCUCCAACCCCGGAGACAACCAAGGCCUGCUGGUCAACGGCCCCAGUUUCAGCCAGGACUCCUGCCCCAACUCCACCAACUGCAGCUCCAAUGGGGGUCCUGGGAGGGGAGGGGAGCAGGAGAAGAGCUCAGAGACCAACGGAACCAUGGCAUCCUCACUGCCCUCAGAACGAGGGAAUGGGUUUCUCCAGCUGCUGAAGAGCCACAAAGAGAAGUUGGAAGAAGGGAUGAGAGAUCUGAGGUUGAGGAAUGAAGAGCUGGAGAAAGAGAGGGAUGAGGGAAAGCGGGAGAGAGACUGCCUUCGUCGCUCAGUUGAGGAACUCGAAACCAAGCUGGUUCAGGCGCAGAGCUGUGGUGUUACCGAGGAAACGGUUCAGCAUUCCGAAGCCCCUCCCCCAUCUGACAGCUCCCACCUGGCUAAACUCACAGAGCAGCUACAAGCCACACAGUGCAGGUACAGGGAGCUGCAGGAGCAGUUAGAUUCCCUCCAGAAGAGUUCAGCUCAGAGAGACAGAACUGAAGUGCUGCUUAAACAGAAAGACAAGGACUGUACCCAGCUGGCUAAGGAUGGCGAGGCGCUGAAGGCCCAGGUGACGUCUCUUCUGGGUGAGCUGAGAGAGAGACAGAGCUGUCUGGACCAGAGUCAGCAGGACCGCAACAUACUGGACGACAAGCUGAGCAGUACUCGGGAGGCGUUGGCAGUAUCAGAGAGAGAGCUGGAACAACAGAGGAAGCAGCACUCUGUGACUGUAGACAAACUACUGCUGCAGACACAGAACCUGGAGACCGCCCUGAAGACUGACCGCCUGGUUAUUACUGAGGAGAGGAGGAAGCUUGCCCAGCUGCAGCACGCCUACACCUGUCUGUUUAAGGACUACGACUCCAAACUCAAGACUGAGGGAGGAGACAUGGUUGUUCGUCUGGAGGAGGCAGAGAGAGCUCUGGCUCUGAAACAGGAUCUGAUCGACAAGCUGAAGGAAGAGGUGGAGCAACAGAGAGGAUCUCUUGAGACCGUUCCUGUUCUCACUGCCCAGGCUGAGAUCUACAAGGCAGACUUCCUAGCGGAGGCUGAGGAGGCCAGAGAGAAGUUGAACCAGAGGAAGGAGGAGCUUCAGGACCAGCUGAACAAAGCAUUGGCUGAGAUGGAGCGUCUGAAACAGGAGGGGACCUCACGGGCUCGUAUGGAGGAGAUGCAGCAGAGACACCUGGAGGACUUCAUACCACGACCCAACAUCCCCCCACAACAAGUAUUUAACACGGUUCCUCCCCCUUCCUCCUUCCGCAGCGUGGGAUUGGCUGCCGGAGUGGCAGGGGGUGUCUCUGGAGGCGGGGCUGAAGAGCUUCCUGACUACCGCUGUCCAAAGUGCCAGUACCAAGCCCCCGACAUGGACACACUGCAGAUACAUGUCAUGGACUGUAUCCAGUAACA
Molecule: messenger RNA, 1982 nt
Organism: Oncorhynchus keta (chum salmon)
Lineage: Eukaryota; Metazoa; Chordata; Actinopteri; Salmoniformes; Salmonidae
Product: NF-kappa-B essential modulator-like
Biological process (GO): positive regulation of canonical NF-kappaB signal transduction
Cellular component (GO): IkappaB kinase complex; nucleus; cytoplasm
Molecular function (GO): K63-linked polyubiquitin modification-dependent protein binding
Source: RefSeq, a predicted model, not a curated record